CUUCACGCUGCGGCCCAAAAAAACCUUCACCGUGAUCGUGAGUCGUAGAAAUCGACACUCUAUUGGCCCGGGGGCUGUCACCCGUCCGACUUUGCUCAGAAACCACCAAUCUAUUGCAUCUGGAGCAAAAGUGUCUCAUUGAGUCACUCUGGCAGCGCGCAUCGCGUCGUGGUAACAAGACGGUGCCCGCUUAACACGCUCUUGCUUCUCGCACUGUCACAAAUAUGGGCAAAUUUGCCGCAUACCUCAACCUGGCACUCGCCGUGGCGUGGUUCGCGCUGUUUUUCACGAAUGACGCGCUCUUCGUCUCGCAUGAGACUGAUCUCUCCGACCACUUGCGCGGCGACGCGUUCGCGAUGGCCUGGGCGGGCUCGGCGAUUUGUAGCCGGCUCUACAUCGCUCUCGUCAAUUACGGCGUGGAGCUACGCCACGCGACGGCGAUUUUUUGUCUCCCUAGGGAUGCGGGCCGUCGCGGCGUCCGGCCGACGAUACCGCUCAAUACUCAUGUGGCGGUUCGACGUCGUGCCGAUCAUGCCGAUACACCCGCCCGUCCGCGGGGUGUCCUUCUCGAACUACGUGGCCAUGAGCGCGAGUCGGGCCCUGAUCUACAGUGGCGAUUGGGCCUGGUCCGUGCCGGGCGAAUUCCAAGACUGUGCUGUCGCCAUCUUUUCGCGAGGGUGUUGGUCGAAGCCGUGCGGUAUGAUCGGUGGGUGUUGUCGCAUCAAUCUGCGUACCAAUUUCCCGGGGGAAGUCGUCAACGUCGGCGCCGCUUCGCCCACCAAUAUGCACGACACCAAGACCUACAACGUCUACCGCGACGACUACACGCCCCACGGCCACGCCGUCUGCGCGAGCCUCACACAGUAUGGGGGUCCGCCCUGCCCGACGCGAGCCGGAGGCGUCCGUAUCGCGUGCGAUCAUGUCCGCGAGGCCUUUCGGCAGUACGCUCCCCACAAAAAGAAGAGAUGCGUGCCGAUGACCGGCAAGCAGAAGUGCGAGAUGGUACCCGGAGGCUGUACUAACUAGACUUACCGCCC
Pelagomonas calceolata is the source of this 1037-nucleotide messenger RNA. Lineage: Eukaryota; Pelagophyceae; Pelagomonadales; Pelagomonadaceae. The record is from the annotation of a GenBank genome assembly.